Coffea arabica (coffee) is the source of this 3577-nucleotide messenger RNA. Its product is annotated as receptor protein-tyrosine kinase CEPR1-like. The record is from RefSeq and is a predicted model, not a curated record. NCBI's taxonomy places the organism in Eukaryota, Viridiplantae, Streptophyta, Magnoliopsida, Gentianales, Rubiaceae. Gene Ontology annotation, molecular function: protein binding; ATP binding; protein kinase activity. Gene Ontology annotation, biological process: protein phosphorylation.
UAAGCUAAAUCAAUCCAUCGGUCAUCCAUUCAGAGUUUAGCCUCAGCUUCAGCCGACACUCUUCCGUCUUCACUCAUUUCAUUUUCUUCUUCUGCUUCUCGACCUCCUUUGUCCAUCUCUUCAAUUUUGUCAAGUUGAACUCAAGCCUGCAAGCCUCAGCCCUCAAGCAGACGAUUCAACAGUGUUUCGAUUUCGAUUUCUCAAGCCUCAAGCAGAAGCUGUAAAACGCCGACCUUCUUCAUCUGCAAGUUUGGACCUUCUUUAAUUGAUGGCUAUCCAGCUUCUUCAGGUGAUGGUGUAUAUUACGUGUAGGUUUGGACUUUAUUAAAAUUUUGGUUGGAGUGAUUACAGUACACUACUCCUUGCUCGAUGCUAGGAGGUGUGAAAUUGUUGUUACAAUACCUCUUUUGAUGGCUUUCUAUAUUCUUGGCACUUCCACUCCUUGUGUUAAUAUUGCUUCGACACAAUACCUCUGUUUAGGUCCCUGUUAUGUGUUUGGCAAUUCUCCAGCUUCUCUAUGCUCCUUGCACAAUCAAUCUGUUUUGUUAAUCAUUUUGAUUACGCACUUCAGGCAGUUGCUUUUGGUUUUUGAUAGGGUACUCCGUGACUCUGGCCUUCCUACUUAAUACUACUGUGCCAUAAUACAGAGUGGUCAGGGGUUGAAGUACCAUUCCCUAAUGAUGCAAUUAUCUUUUCUUUAAUUUGUUUGUGUUUACUUUUGCUAGCUAUCCAGUGAUUGCAAAAUGCAAAGCAUACUACAGAUAUGUAUGCGUAUCAAACCCAAACGAGCUAGUAUAUAACCAGAGAAUGACUAUUGGAAUUGUGGAAUUGGUUUAUAAAUUGGUUUAAAGCAAUUUAUAGAUUGAAAAUAGGGGCGGGUACCCUAUGACCCGCCCCUAUUUUUCGGGUAUCCGAGGAUCGGGUACCCGAGGGAGCUCGGAGCGGAUUAGGGUCAAAAAAAUAGUGACCUGACAUGUUAGGGUCGGGUCAGCCAAUUACCGUUCGGGGCGGGUACCCGACCCGUGCCCACCCCUAUUUAUCUAUACGUUAUGCAAUGCCAAACAGGCGGGCCGCCUCAAUUAAUGCAGAGAUGGCUGACCAAAAUCAAUCUAUAUGCUGUCCUCAACUCAGCCUACCGAAACUGAAAGAAGAGUAGAAGACGGGCAUGAUUAUUUCAUAGUGACUGGACUGAAACGCUGAGCUGACUUGACUUAUUGCAUACAUUUCCAAAUAAAUUUCAUCAUAAUUUUCAAGUUUGUUAGACGACUAAAUGAGCUACGAGAAUUUGUCUACACAAUAAUGUCAAAAUUGCAACAUUCCCUUCUGCUUCUCGCUUUCACAAGUCUUUUGAUGCCUUUGCUUGCAAUUUCACCCGCAACCAGAAUUGAAGAACAGAGAAUUCUACUCAAAAUCAAGCAGAUUUUUGGUAAUCCACCAAGUUUAGAAUCUUGGAAGCCAUCAUCCUCCUCACCCUGUGACUGGCUUGAGAUUUCUUGCAGCAAUGGCACAGUCACUUACAUUUCUCUUGGCAGCAAAAAUAUAUCUACAACGCUGCCCAGAAUCAUAUGUGACCUUCCGAAUCUCCAAGGCAUUGACCUUUCCGACAACUCCAUUCCCGGCAACUUCCCUGAUUUUCUUUGCAGCUGCAAGAAACUUAAUCGUCUUGAUCUCUCUUGGAAUAAUUUUCUUGGGCCAAUUCCUGAUGAUAUUCAAUGUUUAUCAGGACUUCGGUACCUCGACUUAGGACACAAUAACUUCUACAGCAUCCCUAAAGGCAUUGGGCAGCUGCAAGAGUUAACAUCAUUGACGAUUGACGGGAAUAGCAUAAGAACUAUUCCAGUACUGGAGAUUGGAAAUUUGUCCAAUCUGGAAGAGUUGAGUUUGUCAGUUAAUGAGGGGUUGGCUCCAGAUGAAAUUCCCCUGGAGUUUGCUGGGCUAAAGAAGUUGAAGUCGUUGUCCAUGAGCGCAACAAAUUUGAUAGGUGAAAUUCCGCAGUUUAUUGUUGUCAAUCUAACAAACCUUGAAACUCUGGACCUCUCAAAUAACAGAUUGGCAGGAUCUAUACCUGGAGGUUUUAACAAACUGCACAAUCUUCAAACUCUAUUGCUAGGUUUCAAUAAAUUCUCUGGAUCGCUACCAUCAGGUAUUGUCAAUCCAAAUCUUAAAGUACUUGACUUGCGUUACAAUCGACUCUUUGGGCUUGUCCCUGAUGAGUAUGAGAAAGCAGAUUAUACCUUGAGUUUCAGUGAGAACUUGAACCUGUGUACUGACAACAAAAUUCUUCAACUUCCUCUUUGCACUAAAAAAAAAGCGCAUAUGUUCUUCUACAUUCUCGCUGCCAUCUUUGGUUUUAUACUUGCUAGUGGAUUAUCUGUCUAUUUCUUAGCUAAGAAGUAUGGUCAGCACAGAAGGAAAGUACAUACUAAUGAUAUUCCUGAGUGGGAAUCCAUCUGGUUUCACAAGUUGAAUUUUACAGAAUCAGACAUCUUAUCCAGCUUGUCAGAAAAUAAUCUGAUUGGAAGAGGGGGUAGUGGGAAGGUAUAUCGGAUUAUUAUCAAUCCAAUUGGUGAAAAAGUUGCGGUGAAGAGGGUAUGGAAUGACAAGAAGUCGGACCAAAGGCUUGAGAGGGAAUUUCUUGCAGAAGUUCAAGUACUGGGGAUGAUUAGGCAUUGCAACAUAGUGAAGCUCUUGGGUUGCAUUUCUAGCAAAACCGCUAAGCUCCUCAUAUAUGAGUACAUGGAGAAUCAGAGCCUUGAUAAGUGGCUGCAUAAGAAAGCAGGAAGCACAACUUCAGAAGCUUGUGAUAGUACCCCAGGAGAUGUUCUGGACUGGCCAACAAGGCUGCGCAUAGCCAUUGGAACUGCUCAGGGGCUUUGCUACAUGCACCAUGACUGCUCUCUACCUAUAGUACAUCGCGAUAUAAAGUCCAGCAAUAUUCUCUUGGAUUCGGGGUUGAAUGCAAAAAUAGCAGAUUAUGGACUUGCAAAAGUUCUGGUGAAAGAAGGAGAGCCUGAGACAGCAUCUGCAGUUGCUGGAACUUUUGGUUAUAUUGCCCCAGAGUACGCCUACACAUCAAAAUUAAAUGUGAAGAGCGAUGUCUAUAGUUUUGGUGUGGUACUUCUUGAGCUAACAACUGGAAGACAGCCUGUAAUUGUGGAUGAACAAAUGAACCUUGUACAAUGGGCAUGGCAGCAUUACGAAGAAGAAAAGUCAAUUAUCACUGCUUUGGAUGAGGAAAUCAUGGAACCAUGUUACUUGGAAACAAUGACAGCAGUGUUCAAACUAGGACUCAAGUGCACUAGCCCUUCACCUUCUCAAAGGCCUGCCAUGAAUGAGAUCUUGCAAAUUCUUCUUAGCUGUCCUAUUAAUUUUCCUUCUUGGCAGGAGUCUUCUGUUGUACUUACUGUCCACUAGAAAUUCAGUGAUUAUGCAGAUUCAGCAAAACGUAACUUGUGUCCACAAAUGCUGGAACCAUGAAAAGCCCUGAUUUCAUUUCUAAUUCUGGAUGGUGAUGUGCCAAAAUCUUUAAUAAUGUUCCCUGAUGGAAGCAUAAUUAAAAAAGUUCCUUGAUCAAUAA